Messenger RNA from Bradysia coprophila, 2082 nucleotides. Its product is annotated as 3,4-dihydroxyphenylacetaldehyde synthase 2-like. The record is from RefSeq and is a predicted model, not a curated record. Gene Ontology annotation, biological process: carboxylic acid metabolic process; amino acid metabolic process; catecholamine metabolic process. Lineage: Eukaryota; Metazoa; Arthropoda; Insecta; Diptera; Sciaridae. Gene Ontology annotation, molecular function: aromatic-L-amino-acid decarboxylase activity; pyridoxal phosphate binding. Gene Ontology annotation, cellular component: cytoplasm.
CGUUGAGUGGUAGACAUCGAGGAGUGUGUUAUUCAGUGGAAAAUAAACUGUUAAAGUUAAUGAUGUUUUUGUAAUAGUGUUUUCUGUCCUUAAAUCGGUUUGUUUUGCGGAAGAGAAAAUAAAGUUUUACUCGAAUAUCAGAGACUAUAUAACAACACGCAAGUGUCGACGCAUUGUUUGAAUUUAAUCUAUACCUAAACGAUGGAUGUGAAUCAAUUUCGUGAAUUUGCCAAAUCUGCUGUGGAUUUUGUUGCUGAUUAUUUGGAAAACAUUCGUGAUAGACCAGUACUUCCAUCUGUGGAACCAGGCUAUCUGCACAAACUAGUACCGGACGAAGUUCCUGAACAGCCCGAACAAUGGCAGGAAGUGAUGAAGGACAUGGAACGGGUUAUAUUGCCGGGAGUUACACACUGGCAGUCACCGAAUUUUCAUGCAUAUUAUCCGACAGCCACAAGUUUUCCAUCGAUUGUCGGAGAAAUGAUUGCAUCUGGAUUGGGAAUCAUAGGAUUUAGUUGGAUUUGCAGUCCUGCGUGUACCGAACUUGAAGUGGUCCUUAUGGAUUGGCUCGGAAAAUUUCUUGACUUACCCGCUUCUUUCUUAAAUUGCUCCGAAGGACCUGGAGGUGGUGUUAUUCAAGGAUCUGCCAGUGAAGCCAUUUUGGUCGCAAUUUUAGCUGCACGUGAACAGACCGUACGAAGGGUGAAAUUGGAGCACCCGGAAAUGUCAGAGAGCGAAAUUCGUGGCAAACUGGUUUCAUAUUCGAGCGAUCAAAGUAAUAGCUGUGUUGAGAAAGCUGGUCUCCUUGCUGCCGUUCCUAUCAGACUCAUAAAAGCCGACGACAAUGGUUCACUGCGUGGGGAAGAACUUGAAAAAACAGUUUUAACUGACAUUGAAAAUGGAUUGAUUCCAAUAAUUUGUAUCGCAACGUUUGGAACAACAGGAACCUGUGCAUACGACCACAUGGAUGAGUUGGGUCCGAUUUGUAAAAAAUACAAUAUUUGGUUGCAUAUUGACGCGGCCUAUGCUGGUGCGGCACUAUGUUGUCCUGAAUAUCGACCACUGAUGAGCGGCAUCGACUGGGCAGAUUCGUUCAAUUUCAAUUUGCACAAAUGGAUGAUGGUAAAUUUCGACUGCUGUGCUAUGUGGCUGAAAAAUGCGGACACUCUAGUGGAGGCAUUCUCAGUGGAUCGAAUCUAUUUGAAUCAUCAAUUCCAAGGUCAGUCAAAGGCCCCCGAUUACAGACAUUGGCAAAUCCCAUUGGGAAGACGAUUUAGGGCACUGAAAGUUUGGAUAGUUUUACGGACGAUUGGCGCGGAGAAUAUACGGAAUAAUAUACGCAAGCACAUCCACUUGGCAGAACUGUUCGAGAAUUAUGUGAAAAUGGACGAUCGAUUUGAAAUUGUCAGUGCGAGAAGUAUGGGUUUGGUUUGCUUUAGGUUGAAAGGAGAUUGCAGCCUGACGCGGCAAUUGUUGGAGAAAAUUACCGAACGGAAGCAGAUCUACAUGAUACAGGCAAAGUGUAACGAAAAGUUGAUGAUGAGAUUUGUGGUGGCUGGACUAGAUCCGAACGAAAAGGACAUUGAAUUUGCGUGGAAUGAAAUCGUUGGUCAAACAUGCGAACUGUUACAGCCGAGAAAAUUAGCGGUUGAUGAUAGUGUCAUCGAUAAAGUGGCAAACAAUUUCGCCACAAUUCUGACAACAGCUUCCCACCAAGAAAAGUUGAAAUGAGAUUUGAGUUCUUAUGCAAAACAGAUACGCACGAACGCAACGACAAUAUCGGUGCAAUUUCAUCUCAUCUGUAUUUUACACAAAAUGAUGACCUACAAAUUUGGUUACCACUGUUAUGUGCUGGUAGAGUACAAUAUCCGGAAUGUUAACUAUAUUUACUUAUAUAUUACAUUGCAGUUCAUUCGAACUUCAAUCACAUUGAGAGUUGUUUUAUUACACGAAAUUAAGUCAAUUUUUUAAAACAAAAACUUUCUUAUUUUUAUAAUAAAUGGUUAGGUGAAGACGCUGUGUACACCUUAAUGUUGUCUUUAAUUAAUUUAAGUAAAUUCUUUAUUAAUAAAUAUUUACCUUUGA